AUGGAUGGUGUUAAUUUAAGAGAUAUGGAUCCAGGUAACUUGACACUUCUUCACAUUUCUUCACAUAUUUCACCAAUUCCAUAUUUUGCCAAUAAGACUAAAAACCCUUGUUUUGCCACCAGGCUUGUUGACAAAAUGAGAGUUUUUAGCCUUAUUGGCAAAAUAUGUUAUUGGCGAAAUGUUCAGGAACCCGUUCUCUUUGAUGGAACCAUUGCAGACAACAUUAGAUACGGACUUUUGGGGGCUUCCCAAGGCGAUGUGAACGACGCAGCUAGACGGGCAGAAAGUUGGUCAUUUAUCAGUGCCCUCCCAGAUGGAAUGAGAACUCGAGUAGGUGAUCGUGGAGUUCAACUAAGUGGUGGACAGAAGCAAAGGGUGGCUAUUUGUCGAGCUGUUAUUCGAAAUCCUUCUUUAAUGAUUUUUGAUGAAGCUACCUCUGCAUUGGAUACAAAACAUGAAGGGGAAGUUCAAAAGGCGAUUGAUGCAGCAAUUAGAGGUGUUAGUACAAUUACUAUCGCACACAGACUGAGUACAAUAAGGAAGGCUGAUCGCAUUAUAGUGCUGGACGAAGGAAGAAUAGUUGAACAAGGCAGUCCUCAAGAAUUGCUCUCAAACCCUAAUGGUCAAUUUACCCGAAUGUUUCUGGAUCAAAAAUUGGCUACUUUGGUGGAACCUAAAAGACCUCCUCCUCCCGCUCAGGAUCGCUUGACUGAAUUAAAAUCUAUUACUGGAACAAGAAGGGAUUCAACUUUAGGAGGAAAGUUUAGUAUUGGACCUGCUGACCAGCCUGGAUUUAUGGACUCCUUGUUGGCUAAACGCCAGGCCUGGACUCGAUCUUCAGUUGGAGCAAACAAAAAGAUGAGUAUUGGAAAAUCCUAUUCAGUUUUAAGCAUGGAUCGAGAGAAAUUAAAAGCUUUGCCUGUUUUGUCAAAGAAAAGGUCUAUGCUGAGGUCUAAACCAAACGUUAUGGAAGUUGCUCCGGAAGUUGAGGAAGAAGUUAAAAGUUAUACGGAAGAGGAUUUUUCUUUGCCUGGAAAACACACAAAUUUAAGAGCUGUUUGGCGCCUGAUUCGUGAUUUUAAAGGAGGGCAUGUUCACUUGGCGUUGGCUAUUCCUAUUACGGUUUUGAGAGGAGCCCUGUUUUUAUUAGUUUGUUUUGAGGUUGCCUCACUUCUUGAGAUUUCUAUAGUACCUGCAGAACAACUUUCAGAAAAAGUUUUUAUUGUUGCCUGUAUUUACGUUGCGAUUAUUAUUGUCAAAACAAUGUUUGAAGCUGUUGGGAGACUCUCAGUUGCUUUAUAUGGUCAUGGUUUUUGUACUCAUAUGCGUCUUCAAAUGUUCAGACAACUAUUGCGCCAUGGAGUUGCUUAUUUUGACGAGGAUAAGAAUACACCUGGUCGACUUGUUCACAGAUUAAUUUCAGACACUGCAAGUUUAAACAGGAUUCUUGGUUCAAAGCUGGAUAUGUUAUUACCUUCACUUGUUUGUGCUUUUGUUUCUAUAACUAUUGCGUUAUUUUUAAAUUGGAAGUUAGCCUUACUCUGUGGUUUUCAAUUCCCAGCCUUCUUUUUUGUACGUAUUGUGGAAGUGCGUGAAACUAGUAAAAGACAACGUCAAAUGGCAGAAGAGGAGAAAAAGGCUGCUACAUACACAAGUAUAUUCCUCACCAACAUGCCAACAAUCAAAGCUUAUUCUCUUCAAUCACACUUUCAUCGUAUUUUUUGUGAUGCCCUCAGACCUCUUAAAAAAUCUAUGAGACGUCAAUCAAUUGUUUCUGCUUUUGUUUUUGCUUGUCAAUUUUCUUUUACUUAUAUUCUUUGUGCCAUUACUUUACAUAUUGGGGAAAUGAUGAUGUUGGCAAAUGAAAUUGGUCCUUUUGAUUACCUCAGAGUUGUUUUAUUAACCCAGUUUGGUGCAAAUUAUCUUUCUUUAUUGGUUGCUUCAGUUUCCGAUUUAAAAAAGGCUAGAACUGCUGCUGAGGGAAUUCUUAAUGUUUUGAUUGAACCUGCAGCGGAUAUGGACAACUUGAGCGAUGAAGGAUUCCGUCCGAAAUUCGAAGGCCGUCUUCGUUUACAUCGUGUUGAAUUUCGCUACCCUUCUCGACCAAUCGUUCCAAUUCUCAAAAAUAUUAGUUUUGAAGUAAAAUCAGGGGAAACUUUGGCAAUUGUUGGGCCUUCAGGUUGUGGAAAAAGUACUUUAAUGGCUUUAAUGCAAAGAAUGUAUUCUCCAACAAGAGGGCAAGUAUUGCUUGAUGGAUAUAAUUUACGUCAAAUAAAUGCUCAAUAUCUUCAUAGAGUUAUUGUUUCUGUUGGGCAAGAACCUACUUUAUUUUCUUUUACAAUAAGAGAAAAUAUUGCUUUUGGUCUCCCAGAUGAUGAAGCAGGUUUAGAUAGAGUUCAAGAAGCUGCUAAACUUGCAAAUAUUCAUGAUUUUAUUGAAUCAUUACCUAAAGGGUAUGAAACUGAAGUUGGUGAAUUUGGAGGUCAAUUAAGUGGGGGACAAAAACAGAGAAUAGCGAUUGCACGUGCUAUAAUUAGAAAACCUGUAAUUUUACUUUUGGAUGAAGCUACGGCUGCUUUAGAUUCUGCUAGUGAAAGGGCUGUACAAAGCGCGUUGGAUAGAGCUAGUCAACAUUGUACGUGUAUUCAAGGUGGGUAUAUGUUUUUGUGUUUUGUUUGUUUUUGA
Meloidogyne enterolobii is the source of this 2685-nucleotide messenger RNA. The record is from the annotation of a GenBank genome assembly. Lineage: Eukaryota; Metazoa; Nematoda; Chromadorea; Rhabditida; Meloidogynidae.